Messenger RNA from Sinocyclocheilus anshuiensis, 5675 nucleotides. Its product is annotated as microtubule-associated serine/threonine-protein kinase 3-like. NCBI's taxonomy places the organism in Eukaryota, Metazoa, Chordata, Actinopteri, Cypriniformes, Cyprinidae. Gene Ontology annotation, molecular function: protein serine/threonine kinase activity; magnesium ion binding; protein binding. Gene Ontology annotation, biological process: intracellular signal transduction; peptidyl-serine phosphorylation. The record is from RefSeq and is a predicted model, not a curated record.
AAUUAACCAGGAAAGCUACAAAAUACAUUCAUAAUGGAUGAGCCAAAUAUCCUGAGGCGGCGUGGUCUGCAGAAGGAACUGAGCCUUCCACGAAGAGGAAAUAUUAAUCGGAACAAGAGGAAGAGUUUGGCUCCCUCGCCUACUCUAUCAAGACCGCUCUCACCCCUUCCUUUGCCAGCUGGCAACAGUCCGCUGGACAGUCCCAGAAAUGUCUCCAGCAGUCCUUCAGUCAAUUUUCCAUUCAUACGGAGACCAGACACGCGAAGGUGGUCUGUAGCAUCUGUCUCCUCUGGAUAUGGAACCAAUCCACCCAGUUCUGCUGUUUCAUCUUCCUCCUCCUCACAGGAGCUCCUGCACCAGCUGCCCUCCCAGCCCACCCCAGAUGACCUCCAUCGCCUCUUCAAGCAUUUCAGGAGCUCAGAGAGUGUGGCAGAUGAGGAUGGACAGCCCUUGCCUUUCCGUCCUCGCUCACGGAGUCUUAGCCCUGGGCGGACAUAUGGCUCUUUUGAUAACGAGAUUGUGAUGAUGAAUCACGUCUACAAAGAACGGUUUCCAAAGGCUACAGCUCAGAUGGAGGGGCGUUUGCUGGCAGUGAUUGCAGACUACUCUCCAGACAGCGCACCUCCUCUUGCUGAUGGAGUGCUGGGCUUCAUUCAACACCAGCUGGUCGAGCUCGUCCGAGACUGUCUGGAGAAGUCCAGAAAGGGGCUCAUCACAUCUUGCUACUUUGUGGAACUUCAGGAAAAAUUAGAAAAUUUCCUACAUGAGGCAUAUGAGCGCUCUGAGAGUGAGGAAGUGACUGUUAUUGCUAAACUCGUGAAGAAGAUUCUCAUCAUUAUUUCCAGACCAGCAAGACUACUGGAAUGUCUGGAGUUUGACCCUGAGGAGUUUUAUCAGCGUCUUGAAGUUGCAGAAGACCAUGCAAAAGUUGGCCAGGGCAUCAAGACUGACAUCCCCCGAUACAUCAUCAGCCAACUGGGUCUCACUCGAGACCCCCUGGAGGACAUAGUGCAGCUUGAGCACAACAACUCAGGCAGCCCAAGCAGAGAACUGGAUGACACUGCAGAGAAUCGUCCUGGAACCACAACGCCUCGAAGAAAACCUCUGGAAAGAGAUUUUGAGACUAUAAAGCUCAUCAGCAAUGGGGCUUAUGGGGCUGUGUACCUAGUAAGGCAUCGCGGGACACGGCAGCGGUUUGCCAUGAAGAAGAUCAACCGGCAGAACUUGAUCCUGAGGAACCAGAUCCAGCAGGUGUUUGUGGAACGAGACAUCUUGACGUUUGCAGAAAACCCUUUUGUGGUCAGCAUGUUCUGCUCCUUUGAGACACGACGGCACCUUUGCAUGGUCAUGGAGUAUGUGGAGGGUGGAGACUGUGCAAAUUUGCUGAAGAAUAUGUCCCAGAAUAAGGGUCCCUUGCCGGUGGACAUGGCCAGAAUGUACUUUGCAGAGACGGUUCUGGCACUAGAGUAUCUUCAUAAUUAUGGCAUUGUGCACAGGGAUCUCAAACCUGACAACUUGCUUAUUACAUCAAUGGGGCACAUUAAACUGACUGACUUCGGUUUGUCUAAAAUCGGUUUAAUGAAUAUGACCACAAACCUGUAUGAAGAACACAUGGAGAAAGACACACGAGAGUUCAUUGAUAAACAGGUCUGUGGCACUCCAGAGUACAUUGCACCAGAGGUGAUCCUGAGGCAAGGUUAUGGGAAACCUGUGGAUUGGUGGGCCAUGGGCAUUAUCCUGUAUGAGUUCCUGGUGGGCUGUGUGCCUUUCUUUGGAGACACACCAGAAGAGCUCUUUGGCCAGGUGGUCAGUGAUGAAAUUGAGUGGCCAGGGGGUGAUGAUGCAUUACCUCUUGAGUCUCAAGACCUCAUCACAAAACUGCUGAGACAAAGUCCCAAAGAGCGCUUGGGAGCUGGAGGGACAGCAGAGGUCAAACAUCACAUCUUCUUCCAUCUUCUGGACUGGAGCGGACUGUUAAGGCAGAAAGCAGAGUUCAUUCCACAGCUUGAAACUGAAGAAGACACAAGCUACUUUGAUACACGUUCUGACCGUUACCAGCACUCUGAGGAGGACGAUGAGACAAACGAUGAUGAAUCUUAUCAGGAGAUCAAGUUCUCUUCCUGCUCGCAUCGCUUCAGCAAGGUGUAUAGUAGCUCCGAGCAGCUGGCUUCUCCCUCUAACUUGAGCCUGUCCUCCUCUGAGCGGAGCUGCAGCGAGGAGAAGGAGGACCGGUGGGAUGGUCAUUCAAUGCUUUCUCCAGUAGAAACCCCCAGACAGCUUCCAUGUAGCGACAGGAAGCAGGAUUCCCACAGGGGCAGUCAGAGGCCGAGAGCAUCAUCCAGUUCAUCUCAGCCUGAGAGGGGCACUAGUCCUGUAAUUUUGAACAGCACUCAGAGCCUUGAGGCCAUGCCACGCUUUGCUUUUCCUGAGGAUGAGGAAGGUCUUGUCUCAAAUCUCCAGCGAAUUCGUCUGCGCAGCAACUCCACUGGAACAAGACCUACUAAUCGCAGGGACCACAAGGGUCCGCGCCGCCUCGGGCUUCAGCAGGAGACCCCAGAGAAGCCACGCUCAUCAUUUACAUGCAAAGUCCCCAAGUCUGCAUCCGUGUCUGGCCUUUCCCUCAUCGUCACAGCAGAUGACAUCCCCGGUGGGCUCCAGACAAGCCCCAUGUCUUCACACUCCCUCUCAUCCAACCCUUCAUCUCGGGACUCUUCCCCAAACCGAGACCUCUCUCUCAGCGUAAGCAGUCUUCGUCCUCCUGUGGUCAUCCACAGCUCUGGGAGGAAGUAUGGCUUUGCGCUCCGUGCCAUUCGGGUCUACAUGGGUGACACUGAUGUCUACACGGUGCACCACAUGGUCUGGAGCGUUGAAGACGGCAGUCCUGCUCACGAGGCCGGACUGAGGGCUGGUGACCUCAUCACUCAUGUGAAUGGAGAGUGUAUCCAGGGUCUGGUGCACACGGAUGUGGUGGAGCUUCUGCUGAAGAGUGGCAGUAAAGUGACUCUGCAGACAACUCCUCUUGAGAAUACGUCCAUUAAAAUCGGGCCUGCGAGAAAGACCAGCUCGAAGGGGAAGAUGGCACGACGCAGCAAAAAGAGCAAAAGGAAAGAGGGUCAAGACAGCAAACGGCGAAACCGUUUGAAGAAGCUGCCCAAACACAGUCCAGGGAUUCAGAACAGUCGCAGUUUCUCGUCGGGUUUUCAGCACUCACCUAACGACAGCCUGUCGGACUCUCCAACGCCGAGCCUAUCUCCUGGGCCCAACACCCCAUGCAGAAGCCCAGCUCCAGACCUGUCAUGUGAUUCAAACUCUCCACAGAGUUCCUCACCCUGCUCAAGCUCUCCGAAUUCACCCAUUCCUCAAAGUCGACCAAGUUCUCUUCAUGUUUUGGGAUCCAAGAUUGGCCUCCGCUAUAGCAAAGCAGGCCGCUGCAAGUCCACCAACAGUAUCCCCCCCUCUCCCCUCGCCUGCAAUCCCUCCUCACAGCCUUUGUCUCCACAGUAUUCUCCAUCUUCCCUCACCGGAGUUCCUAAAAGCCUCCACUCGUUUCAUAAUAAGAUGAUGUCCCCGCCGACCAUCGUGAGACAGACGGUGUGUCCCCGCAGCGCAGAAUCACCCCGUUCGCCACUGCUGAACAGGGUUCAGUCAUCUGAGAGGCCCUCCGGUGCCCAACAUGGAGACAAAAAGGCUUUCUCCACUCGAAGACACACUGUGGAAGUUCCCCAGAGUGAAGCUGAGGGACUCGAGUCACAAACUAGUGACAUUGCCUCAGGUUUUGUGUGUGUCGGUGACCAUGCUAGACAAGGGUUGUACCUGGCUGGCCAACGAGUGAGGGACUCCGGUGGUGCGGUGAUGAGGAAGCUAAACUUGUCUGAGAGACGAGAUUCAUUUAAAAGGCAGGAAGCUGUUCAGGAGGUCAGCUUUGAUGACUCUGAUGACAAGGAGGCCACAACAUCUACACCAGUGCCAUCUCAUCCACGUUUCAGAGCGGCGUGGAUCAGCGCAACACAGGCGGAGGGAAGCUCCCAAACUUCAGCGAGGAAGACCGAUGAGAUUGGACCCAAGCUAAAAGAACAGAAGAAACCAGAGGAUAAGUGUUAGCCUUAGAUAAGUCCAGAAAACUGUGAGACUCAGAUGUACGGGUGCUUUGAUGAUCACUUAAAUCAUAAUCAGAGAAAGGACAGGGGUAGAAAGUCUUUGUUUAGUGUCAUUUAUUUGUAAGUUAGAAGUCAUUCACCUGCCAAACUGCCUUUUGAAGGAUAGUUUUCCCGAAAAGAAAAAUCUUUUUUUUUUCAGCCUCAUGUCCUUGCAAACCUGUGUAACUUACUUUUGACUGUGGAACAUAAAAGAUGAUAUUUGGAAAAGUGUUUUAGUGUUGUUUUGGACCCCAUUGACUUUCAUUGUAUGGACAAAAGCUGUCUUAAAAUAUCGUUGGCAUUUGUGUUCCACCAGAGAAAGUCAUACAUUUGAAAUGACGUAAGGACGAGUAAAUGAUGACAGAAUCUUCAUUUUUGGGUAGAGUAUCCCUUUAAGAAUUUGUUUUACCAGGUAGCACAAUUAACUUUUGUAGAUUUUGAAAGACUUUAUUUAUUACAUUUGUUUUAUACGAGAUGGGAAUAGAUAGGUCAUACAGUAGGAUCGCUUUUUGAGAAUUUGAACAUAAUGUGGUCCUGCUGAGGUUCAGUUACUGUUGUUUUUUCAUUCUCAUAAAUAUCAGUAAUAUUGUCAUUUGAAGUCAUAUAAUGUCUGAGUGGUCAAACAAAAUGUAGUUAUUAUAUGUUGACUCAUUCUUUUUGCCAUUUUGCUAAAUUGGCUGCACAAGAAAUUAAUCUUGUGUUCAGUCAUUCAUACCCAAUAAUAUUCCAGCACCUAAAUAAUGACUUGUAAGAAGCCAUUCAGCCAACCUUGGCAUUGUAGUGUGUCAUGUUUACCUGAGCAUACUUGUUCAUAUUACUUAGAACAGAACGGAUUAUGAAUACUAAUUUGGUGAUAACUUUUUAUUUAUAAUGCUUUGGAUUUGGUAUAUCUAGCAGUGUUGUACAAAUGUAAUCUUUAACAAAUGGUGUUUUGUAGUCUGACUUGUGGAAAUGUCUGUUCUCUUGAAUUCACACAACAGCCAUAUGGCAUGUUUUUGUGAGUACCCUAUAUAAAUGCCAUAGUUUUAAUCUGCACUAUAGCCUUCUGAAGUGUUGACAUCUGCUUGUUUGGUUACACAGAAAUUAUUCAGUUACGAGUAACAUGAGCUUUCUAUGUCAUGGUUUGCUGAUGCUGGAUUGCUUCCUCGUUCAUUAAUCAAAACUAAAGAGAUAGAAGACAAAGUUUAGAUACUUGCACUCCCAGUCUGACUUGUCUUUCUCUUCCUCUGUACUUCAUAUUAGUGUGGCACUAUUUCCUUGGGUUCACAUACUACUUUCAUUUACUUUUGUAUGGUACUGUAGUGUUUUGUUUUUUUUUAAGUUGAAUUUGUGUAGUUUAUCCAGUUCUACACAACCAGGACUCAAAAAGAUCCUAGACUCUCGACUAAGUCCACUCACGCUCAACUGUAUUUGUAAAGUUUGGAUUUAACCAUGAUUAAAUGUGUACAUAAUUGCUGAUAAUUAUAUUUCAGUGGUUUCAGUGCUUUUCCUUGUGACAGUGAAUGUUUUUCAUACUAAAGCGGUAGUGGCCUGUGGUAU